Molecule: messenger RNA, 5351 nt
Organism: Cynoglossus semilaevis (tongue sole)
Lineage: Eukaryota; Metazoa; Chordata; Actinopteri; Pleuronectiformes; Cynoglossidae
Gene: trhra
Product: thyrotropin-releasing hormone receptor a
Exons: 2
Coding region: 1146-2381 (411 amino acids)
Biological process (GO): phospholipase C-activating G protein-coupled receptor signaling pathway
Cellular component (GO): membrane
Molecular function (GO): thyrotropin-releasing hormone receptor activity
Source: RefSeq, a predicted model, not a curated record
AAGAUUGUCAUGAAAUUGGCUAAAAAUUUUAUUUGCAAAAUAAAUAAAACAACAAAUUAAAUAUUUAAAAAAUAGCUUAAAGAAGUAUAACAUGGAAAAACAGUUAAGUGAGUCACAGUCAAGUUUUAAAUAUAAGUUAUUUAUGACAAAGAUAGUUAAUGUCAAUUAACAAAAAAAAAUUGUGUGGACCCCAAAAUGACAUUCAAGUGGGCAUCUAUGGGCCCCAAGCCAGUAUUUGAAUGUCACAAUUCUGUAUGUACAUUUUAAAAUCACAGAUCGACAUUAAAGAGGGCAGAAUUACUGAGGUAUUAUACUACGACUUUAUAACUGCUAUGUAUAAUAAGCACCCAAUGAGGUCAAAAAGGCCAAGUAGAUUUUAAUUCUUUAAUAAAUUUUAAUAAAAUUCGCCAAACACAUUUUACUGUAAUGGACUUUAGACAUGGGCAUGGCAAUAAACCAAUGAAAGGCUAAAUACAGUGUCAUUCUAAUACAAAAAUAGAGCAUCACGUAUUUAUACAUCACCAAAAAUAUAUAUAUCACUAUUCUGAUGAGCAGUAGUAGAUGAACCUGUACUGUGUGUACACAUUACCACAUCAAUACUUUAGAUGUACUAGUUGUUUGUAGCCUUGGUGACAGUGAUCCAGUUGCACAGAUAAGAUGCUCCUGUGCUGCAGGGAGUCCCUGACAUUUUCAGAGGAGGUGACAGUGAGUGGAACCAGCGAGUCUCGCUGUGACUUCACACACACUGAGCUGUUCUGAAUGUGAGACCCGCACUCUGCACAGAGCUGCGUGUCAGUGUAGAGAGUGUGAGCAGAGAGACAGGAGCAGCGCAGCCUGCAACACUCCUCUCUCCGCCUCUGUGCAAACUUCAGCAGCAACAGGAGACACUGAGGACGAGCGCUGCUGCUGCUGCUGCUGUUAUUGUUUUGCCUUUGUUCUUAUGGAAAUCUGCACCGGCGACCCGUGAUGCACCACCACACACAGGAUGUCAUGAGGAGAAAGAAGCACUUUGACAGGAUCACGUCUGGAAGUUUUUGGGAGGAUCUAACAUCUGGCUCCUGUUUGGACUUCGAGUCAUGAGGCAUUAAAUGUUUGUAUUUUCUAAUUUAUUUAUUUAUUCUUCUGCACAUUAAUACAAAUCCCUGAUGGAAAACCUCACCUUGGAUCCGAACAUGACUGUAGUGAACGACACGUCGCUGCAGGACAAUCAGACCCACGGCAUUUGGAUAGACUACACUGUUGAGUACAAAGUGGCCAGUGUGCUGCUGGUGGCCCUAAUAUGCGGGGUGGGGAUCGUGGGGAACGUGAUGGUCAUCCUGGUGGUCCUGACCACCAAACACAUGCGGACGCCCACCAACUGUUACCUGGUGAGCCUGGCGGUGGCUGACCUGAUGGUCCUGAUAGCCGCCGGGCUGCCCAACAUCACCGACGCCCUCUAUGGUCAGUGGGUGUACGGGUACGUGGGGUGUCUGGGCAUCACCUAUCUGCAGUACCUGGGCAUCAACGCGUCCUCGUGCUCCAUCACUGCCUUCACGGUGGAGCGCUACAUCGCCAUCUGCCACCCAAUCAAGGCGCAGUUUUUGUGCACUUUAUCCCGGGCGAAGAAGAUCAUCCUGCUGGUGUGGACGCUCACCUCUGCCUACUGCGUCAUGUGGCUCUUCCUGUCCGACACCACACAGUUGGUUUAUGAGAACGCGGUGCUGCUCAGCUGCGCCUACAAAGUGUCCAGAAGUCACUACCUGCCCAUUUACUUCACGGAUUUCACGGUGUUCUACGUGCUGCCCCUCAUCCUGGCCACUGUUCUGUACGGACUCAUCGCCAGGAUACUUUUCCUGAACCCUCUACCCGCGGAUCCCAAAGAAAGCAGCAGCAAGAAGUGGAGGAAGGAGAGCAGUCAGGGAGGGAGGAUGAUGAGCGGCAGCUCCUCCAGCAGCACCACCGCUGCCUCACGGAGACAGGUGACCAAGAUGCUGGCUGUGGUGGUGAUCCUCUUUGCACUGCUGUGGAUGCCCUACAGGACCCUUGUGGUGGUCAACUCCUUCCUGGACAAGGCCUACCUGGACAGCUGGUUCCUGCUCUUUUGUCGACUCUGCAUCUACUUAAACAGUGCCAUUAACCCAGUCAUCUACAAUGCCAUGUCUCAGAAAUUCCGGGCCGCUUUCAAAAAGCUGUGUCAGUGCGGCCCCCAGCGCAAAGAGAAGCCGGCUUCUUAUAGUGUGCAGUUGACCUAUAGUGUCAUCAAGGACACGUCCAAUGGAGAGAGUCCUGAUCACUUCACCACAGAAAUGGAUGAGCUGAACACACCAACAGAUCAGUACCUCUCUGCCAGGAAGAUGGUGUUUACAGCACCUUCCCGGUCUGGAAGUGGUGUCAAAGCUUGAUUACUAAAGAAAAAACUCUCCUCCUACGAAAUCAGGCUGGAUUCAGUUACCCAGUGGACAUCCCAUUUUAGUUUUCCUCUUAGAAAAACCCAUUUACUAGAUCCCUAAUGGAACAGGUGAAAAUGAGCUGUCACUUGUAUUGGUCUAUUAUAGGUCUGUUGACCUACAAAGUUGAUGUGCAAAACAAGCGAGCUGUCACAAACAUUUCAUUCACAUAAUGCAUUUUGCAAAAAUACAUUUGAUUGUAAUGGAGUGUGCAGUGCAACCAAUCUGUAUGAUAUGAUGUGGAAAUGAUUUUGUAUGAACAUCAUCUAGACCAAUGUCUCCUGACCCUUUUUGAGCCACAAUACGAAUAUGACAUUAGAAAAAUCCCAUGGCUGCACAACAAAAAAAAAUGUCAGGAAAAAAAAUUCUAGUUUCAGUUUAUUCACAAUUGACAUACUCUAUGUGAAACCUGGGCCUGUUUAAUUGAACACACCAGUGAUAUACUUGCAGGAAUUGAAGAAAGACACUUGAAGAUCUUAUUUAAUGGCUGAGUCUUUCUCUAUUUUUAGUUUUUACCUGCUCCUGCUCCUGCCUAGUAGAAGUAUAAUUAAUUGUUCUAUGUGUCACUGUCACAUAGAACAACACAGUAGAACAAAGGCAAAAUAUAUUCAGUGAAUAAAUAGUAGUUUAGAACAUUUCAGUGAAAUUGGAUAAUUCUCCAUGCUACACUUGAUAUCUCAUCGCACACUAAUGUACCGUGGGCACAGGGGUUGGGAAUCACUCAACUAGACAUUAUGCAUAAAAAUAACAAGAACAACUCAUUCUGUUAAAACAUGGUUGUUAAGAUUCAAAUUCCAAGUUUUAGAUGACAUUCUUUUGGCAUAACUUUUUCUUUUGUUGAAUGUGAGAUGAGAAAACGUAGUGGGCAUAUACUGUGGCAAUUAUGUUUCCAAAUGAUGACCACACCACUCACAUUUUUCUACCUCGUUUAUUCCCAGCUGCUCUUUACAGUAAAUGUUACUGAGAAUGUUUCAUUUCUCUGUGUCAGCACGAGACUACAAAAAGUCUAUGCUGGAAAAAUCACUGCAGCUUUUGUAGCGUGAGGUCGAGUAGACAGUGACAAAUUAAAGCGCUUAAAUAGUAGUAAAUCGGAUAAAAAUAUAUUACGGUGCCAUAUAUUAGUUUUAUUCCCAGGAUUACCCCUGUCACAGGGGUCCUUGGCAGAUGGUUACAAAAAAGGAUGAACUCCCAGCUCAUGGGGACAGAAUGUACUGUUGUAUAGUUUGUCUUCUCACCUUCGUUGCCAAAAUGUCUUAAUCACCUACUGUUGGUUAAUUGGCUUCAGUGUGUUUAAUAAAGUGGUGUAAAGCAGAUGGGAAUUCUUGCAGCCAUCUUGCAUAUCUUGUUUUUGCAGCGAGUAAAUUAUUUUCUCGACGUCUAAUUGGACAGGACAGGGUCGCUGGUCAAUAUUAUAGCUCAGUAUUUUGUGACUCCCUGUGGAAACGUUGCCUGUCGCAGCAAAUAUUUGAUUCAGCGCUGCUAUUUUAUAGAUGCCUUCCAUGACGUGCUGCCCAUUUGUCUAUUCUUAGGACAGACUGUGGUCUCUCUCCCUCUGGCUGAGCUUCUUGGGCUUUAGGUGUAAGAUUUCCAUAAUAUUUUAAAAACUUUUUUAUCACGAUGUAAUACAAUGAGUGGUCUCGUACCAAGUAGUAGAACAGCAGCUUAUCUAUACAGUAAUUAAGAUUCCUGAUCUCAGCUCUUCAGUCACAAACUCUUUUUUUUUUUUUUGACAGAUCUGGGUUGAGAACUCUUUUCCUCUUUGUUCUUGGACCUUCCAAUGCGGAGCCACAUAAAUUGACUGAAACUGCAUGUACAUCACUGUGACAUUUGAUCUUUACCAGAAGAAAAAAAGAAAAGAAAAGAAAAGCACCAACAACGAAUUACAUGACCUUUUCCUUUAAAGAUUUCUGUGUUGUAGUACAAAAGAAACAGUCACUUCCAGGAACCUGCUGUAAUAAUUGAAUCAGUGUAAAGCAAAUGUGUUGUGAAUUGAAAUGUUCCACAGUGACAAUGAAAAGCCUUUGUUUCUCAGAGGGUUUCGUCCACAGCCUUGGAGGAGCCUGUAAAGGACAGUGGCCGCUGUAAUAUAAUAAUGAUGUGUGCAGACAUUGAGGCUGUUUGUCAAAUAGGGGUCAAAUGGCAGUAAUUCACUGACACUGGCUUGGACUGCAGACAGCAGCACUUUCUGUGAUUUAUCCCCUCAGUGAAGCCCGCAGAGCAGUGAGGGAAUGUGUAAAUAGAUGGUGACAAAGUGGCACACUUGGCCCGGCGCACUUCAGUAUUUAAGUAUGUAGUUCACGCUGCCUUUAAAAGAAGAGAAAAGAAGAAAAAAAAAAGAUCUGCUGUUUCUUCAACUUUGUAAAUGUGUAUAUUGAAGAGCACUCAGAGUAAACUGGGUAAAGGGAGCCUGCUGUGUGCUGGAGCCACAGCCUUUUUGUCUGUGCUGAAGUGGAAUAAAAUCUAUAGUGCUGUGCAAUGUCAAAUCAAUUCAAUAUUGUGUUUUUGUUAGUGCGUGCAGCCUUUCAAAAAAAUUAGCAUUCGAUCAUUUUAAGGCUUUGAGUAUUUGUAACAAUGCUGAAAGUGGAGCUGCUCUGGAGUUGUGACUUUGUAGACUGACGUAGGCCUAUUCGUGCACUUUUUUUUUCACAGUUUCAGUUUUUGUUCCCGUUUGAAAUGAAAUUUGAUUUGUUGUAAACUGCCAAACAGCUGUGCUGUGUUUGUUUUCUGUCUUGCACGGUAUAAACGCUCUCCAGUUUAAAUACAUGCUUUUGUGAUGUGCAGAAAAAAAAGAAAAACAAGCUGAUAACUGAUUGUCCUUAAGUCAAGUGGCAUUCUUUUCCCCUGGCUCUCGCUGUUCAAUGGUCUGUUCUCUCUUUUCUGUUGUUCUUUGUCCAAGUGAAACAUUAAAACGGCUUUGACGAUGAA